CUCUCUACUCUUGCCUUGCUCAGUGUCUCUUGGGGACCUUCAGCCUGCUCUCCCUCGGCGGCCUCUUUCUCAGUGCUGACCAACUUUUGCUCUAACAACAACCAAGAACCAUGGCCCAGGAACAGCAGUACAGCCUCCCAGCCAAACUGAUCAAUGGAGGGAUAGCAGGCAUGGUAGGAGUCACCUGUGUGUUCCCGAUUGACUUGGCCAAGACCCGCCUGCAGAACCAACGCAGCGGGCAGCAGCUCUACAAGAACAUGAUGGAUUGCCUAAUAAAGACAGUAAAAUCUGAAGGCUACUUUGGCAUGUACAGAGGUGCUGCAGUAAAUCUCACCUUGGUAAGCCCUGAGAAGGCCAUCAAACUGGCAGCUAAUGACUUCUUUCGCCACCAGCUGAGCAAAGAUGGCGGGAAGUUGACAGUGUUCAAGGAAAUGUUAGCAGGAUGCUGUGCAGGCAUGUGUCAGGUCAUCAUAACCACACCAAUGGAGAUGCUCAAGAUUCAGCUGCAGGAUGCUGGCAGGCUAGCUGCCCAGCAGAGGGUGAUACCCAGUGUAGUUACAACUCUGAAGAUGGGAGGAACCAGUGCUGUUUUAAGCCGUUCCUACAACACCAGCCCUGGGUCUCAAGUCAUGAGAGUAUCCGCCACUGAGAUCACCAGAGAGCUGCUGAGGACCAAAGGUGUCACAGGACUAUACAGAGGACUUGGAGCCACACUUAUGAGGGACAUCCCAUUCUCCGUUGUGUACUUCCCACUUUUUGCACAUCUGCACCAGCUCGGCAAACGUUCUCCUGAAGACCCAUCUGUGCCCUUCUAUUGGUCUUUUGCAUCUGGUUGCUUUGCUGGAUGCAUUGCUGCUGUUGCUGUCAGUCCUUUUGAUGUGGUGAAGACAAGGCUACAAUCACUCAGAAAAGGUGCUAAUGAAGAAACCUACAAUGGCGUGGUGGACUGUGCCAGAAAAAUCCUGAGAAAAGAGGGUCCUGGAGCGUUCCUCAAGGGGGCAAGCUGCCGUGCCCUGGUUAUUGCCCCACUCUUUGGUAUUGCCCAGGUUGUUUACUUUGUAGGAGUUGGAGAGUUCCUGUUGGGUUACACUCCCUACAACAUCUGCUCUGCAUAAAGAAACUGCUUCCUAGUCUUUAAGUGGCUAUAUUAAACGACAGGCAGCUCUCUGUAAUUGUGUAUCUUCUUUAAUUGUUAGAGGGUUUCAGAGUUAAAAGCUAAAGGGACCACAGAGUUGCCAUUUUAUGUCAAAAUGGCUGAAUGCCUUUAGCGUGACUGUCUCUGUUCAUUUGGAAGCUGACCUCUUCAUUUGAGCUUGUUUGAUUUUUUGCUGUCUUUGCUAAGGGAGUGAAUGUUUCUGUGGGUAUUGCCCCUAUCCUGUAAUGUGCUCUAAAUCACUUACCCUUCACUGUAACCCUAGCCUUUAUAUCGCCUCCAACUGUCCUAUUUGGCAACCAGUGGAUGUUGGCUGUUGGUAAUGCAAAAACCUUUUUGUACUGAGAAGCAUCUACCAAUGACAAACAAAGCCAGAAUCUUGACUUGAAAAGCUUCAGUCCUGUUUUAAAGGGUAAAAUGUGAAACGUUGCCAUGGAUGUUCAAUCCAUGUGUAUGUACAUAGUGUAUUUAUUUGUAAAGCAGAUAUCAUAUCAGGAGUGACCUUUCUCACAAGAUGGUCCAGGAAAAGUGCAGAAAAGUAGAUUGUUCUGGUGGUCAAAGCUUGAAGUAAACAUUUAAAGGUGUGCCACAGGGGUCCUGUUUGUAUCACUGACUUUUACAAGCAGGGCAUUUCUGUGCUUCUAAGUGGGAUGCCUUCUUAUCUGCACUGCAUCAUGGUUGCUCACAAGAAUCUUGUUGACCACUGUUGCUUUAGGCUUUGGUGUUUACUGCUUCAUCUUAUUAAACUGAAACACUCAGAAACACCUCCUGAAGUUGACUGUGAAUACCUGCUUUUUAAAGACAUAAAUGCUGCUUGGUUGUGAACUAGACCGAAGAUUGAAGAAAUGUUGACUGAUGUGCUUUUGGGACCAAGUCUUCUGAAGAAUUCUAACAUCACUUACAAGCAGUCACUUUCUCUCAGAUGACUAUGGUUGUCAAUGACUAUUAAGGCUUGCUAAACUGGCCGGUUUUAAUAUCUUACAGCAAUUUAACCACAGACUACUGACUUUUAACAUCAUAAUCAUACGAAUGUACACAACAGACAAUUCAGCCAAUCUUGAUACCUCACCUGCUGUUUGUAGUGACGAAAUCAGAGUGUCGAUUUGACAGGUGCAAACUCUCGCAGAAACUUGUAGGAUAAAUUAUGACUUCAGAAGAAAAACAAAUAUGGAAGACGACUGAUAUCUUCAGCUGGAUGACUUGGUGCAUUCUGUCUUGUGGCAAAAAACAAAAAAAAGGGACUGAGUAAAGGUGAAAUCCUGGCUAAUAUUGUAAAGUUGUGUUAAUGUUUGUGAGCUGUAAAAGUGAACAUCUAGUUGGUGACAACACCUGGUUCUGCUUCCUCUCAUUGGCUGUUGUGGGUUUUCCCCUGGAGCCAGCUUGACCUGGAAUUGUAAAUAGAAAACAUGUUUGCUGAUUCAUUUCCAGAUCAGGGAAGCUCAGACUUGAUCAGGAACAGUACAAUAACUGUAUUUGAUGCUACAACCUUGAAGACUAUUAAGACAAAUAAUCAGUUCAGAUAAGCCUCAACUCAGGUUGCAGCAAGCUGAUCUUUGGGAAGUUCAUUGGGCAUAAAAUUGGGCUUAAAAUCAUUUUGAGUGGAGCCAGCAGAGGUUGUCAAUUUAGGAAUGUAUUAUUAAGACAUUCAGAAGCAUCUGUUGAGAAAAAUGUAAUAUGUCAAAGCACUUAGAAUAAAUUCAUCAUUGUAAAUAUUUAUUUUUUAUUCUUCUUAAACUGUGAAUGUUAACACAAAAUGAGAUCAGGUUUGACAUUUCAACAUGACAAAGGUGUUUUAUCCAGUUGAGAAGAGGAUAAUCUGUUUUUCAUUUAUUGGAUGAUGCUUGUAAAUACAGAUUUCCAGUCCUGAAUAAAAGCUCUUAAAUGCA
Messenger RNA from Cheilinus undulatus (humphead wrasse), 3039 nucleotides. RefSeq names its product mitochondrial glutamate carrier 1-like. The record is from RefSeq and is a predicted model, not a curated record. NCBI's taxonomy places the organism in Eukaryota, Metazoa, Chordata, Actinopteri, Labriformes, Labridae. Gene Ontology annotation, molecular function: L-aspartate transmembrane transporter activity; L-glutamate transmembrane transporter activity. Gene Ontology annotation, biological process: L-glutamate transmembrane transport; aspartate transmembrane transport; malate-aspartate shuttle. The coding region runs from base 111 to 1115 and encodes 334 amino acids. The transcript is spliced from 9 exons.